Ipomoea nil (Japanese morning glory) is the source of this 3280-nucleotide messenger RNA. RefSeq names its product probable disease resistance protein At1g12290. Lineage: Eukaryota; Viridiplantae; Streptophyta; Magnoliopsida; Solanales; Convolvulaceae. The record is from RefSeq and is a predicted model, not a curated record. The transcript has 3 exons. Bases 408 to 2834 code for a protein of 808 amino acids. Gene Ontology annotation, molecular function: ADP binding.
GUAUAUUAUCAAAUAAUGUAUAUUCAGUACAUCUUUAUUAUAUUAAAAAUAUUUUUUUUUAUUUAUGGAUCACAACAAAAUUUCUUGACGUAGACAAGUCUUGGUCAUCCAACUAGAUAUGUGGCAUUGGAUUCGAUCUUAUCCUAAUUUCUUUAGUACAAUAAUUCACUGGUAGGUACCAUCCAUACACAUAAUUUGUCAAAAGAAACAAUGCCAUUAUUAUUUCUCAUUGUGCACAUAUAAGACAAUAGAAAUUGUACAGUACCUACAGAAACAGCAAAUAACUCUAGCUUGGGGGUUUCUUUGAAGUUUCUUUGUUCCUUCCAAUGAAUUUCUCAGGUUUUUGGCUUCUUCAUUGCUGUUAAGCUACCGUUAAGUUAAAUCCUUCCAGUUUCUAAAGGCAAAUUAUGGCUGUUGCACUGCGGGCCGGUAUAGAUCUAUUCUGGUCUCUUAAAGACGCAAUGGAGCAGAUACUCUCAUUACGUAGUAAAUUUGAAGGAUAUAUGGAUUUUGAUGAAAAUCUGGAAACUCUAAAAGCUGAAGUAGAUCAACUUCAUAUGGAGGCGAAUGACAUGGAAGCAAAGUUGAAGAACUUAGAAAGAGGAGGGCAAAGGAAGAGGAAACAAGGAGUCGAGGGUUGGCUUCAGCAAGUAAAUAAGUUGGAAACAAACUUUGAAACAUUCAAGGAAAGCAUACAAGGUGCGGGAUUCAUAAUGAAGAAUGCUCGGAAGUUAAUAAAAGCACAAGAACUCGAAGGGAUGACAGAAAGAGUUAAAAAGCUUAGAGAAGAGGGCAGAAGUAAUACUGUUGAACCUACACUGGAUGUGAGUACAUCAUAUGAACUCAAUGUUGAUCAGUUAUUUGGGACAGCAUCUAAAAUUAAUUUAGUAGAAAUAUAUAGAUGGGUAGAGGAUGCAAAUGUGACUAGUAUCGGGGUGUAUGGAAUGGGAGGUGUUGGAAAGACAACUUUGGCACAACAUCUAUAUAACAAAAUCUGCAAAGAAAACCCUCGUGCUAAUGUUUACUGGGUUACAGUUUCUCAAGAUUUUAACAUCAGAAAAUUACAAGAUAACAUUGCGAGAAGUGCUGGUAUUGGAUUUUCGGAUGUGGACAAUGAAGUGCAAAGAGCUGCUAUUUUAUGCAGUCAUCUAGGGAGGAAUAAUGUUGUACUCAUAUUGGAUGAUGUGUGGGACAAAAUUGACUUGGUGAAAUUGGGUGUCCCUCAUAAGGAUAAGGGUUGCAAGCUCAUUUUAACAACUCGAUUACAAGAUGUGUGCCAUUGGAUUGGAUGCGACAAGCUGUUCAAAGUUGAUGUUUUUAAUGAGGAGGGAGCUUGGAAUUUGUUCAAGGAGGUUUUAGUACAAGAUAAGGAUAUUGUGCUCACUGAUGCUAUUGAAAAACAUGCCAAAGAAUUGGCCAAAAAGUGUGGCGGCUUACCAUUGGCACUCAAAACUUUAGCUGCAAGCAUGCGAGGGGUGAAUGAUAACCACAGUUGGAGGAAUGCCAUUAAGAAUUUCCGAAAUGGUUGUCCUCAAAUGGGAGAUCAGCUGGAAAAAGGUGUGUUUGAUAUACUCCAAUUUAGCUACAACAAAUUGGAUCGUGAAAAGUGGAAAAAGUGUUUCCUUUAUUGUUGUUUGUAUCCUGAAGAUGAUAAGAUUCCGAAGGAUGAAAUAAUAAUAAAGUUGAUUGCAGAAGGAUUAUGUGAAGAUAGAGAUGAAGGUCAUUCCAUAUUGAAUCAUCUAGAAAAGGUUUUCUUAUUGGAAGGGGGGGAAUGGUAUAACGGAAUAGGGUAUGUUAAGAUGCAUGAUUUAAUGAGAGAAAUGGCUUUAAGGAUCUCAAAGUUCAUGGUUAAAUCUAAUCUCACUGAAAUUCCGGAGGAGAAACAUUGGAUCGCUGAAUUGGAGAGAGUUUCUUUUAUGAGAAGUGAAAUAAAAGAAAUUCCAGAUGACUUUUCCCCCAGAUGCCCUAGCCUUUCAACCUUGAUUUUGCAAAGGCCUUAUUACAUGGAUUCCUUGCAGCUUCAAAGAAUCCCAGAAUCUUUCUUGUUGUACAUGAGGACACAGCUUCGUGUCCUAGAUUUAAGUUAUAACAAAGGGCUGGAGUGUCUUCCCAAUUCUAUCUCAGAUUUGGAGAAUCUUUAUGGAUUAUAUCUUAAAGGUUGUGAAAGGAUUAGUUGUUUGCCAGGAAUGAAGAAGCUGAAGAAAUUGAUGGUGUUAAAUAUUGAUGGUUGUGAAGGAAUUAGGGAAUUGCCUCAAGACAUGGGAUGUUUAGUGAAUCUCCAAUAUCUAUAUAUGAGGCACACAAGCAAAUACUUGGAGAUUCCGAAAGGGGUAAUAGCAAAUCUAAGAAAUCUUAGAUGCCUCCAUUUGCACUAUUGUCCGAGCUUGCAGAGUGAGGAAGUUAAUUGUUUGACACAUCUUCAAGAAUUUACAAACAUCUAUGAUGAUUUGCACAGCUUCAACAACACUACAUUGGUUAAAAAACUUGAGCAACUUAAAUGCUACCACAUAUCUGUAGGCUGCUGUGAUACAGAGCCAGAAAGUGAAGAGAGGAGUGUUUAUUUCAAUAAAAUCAAUUUUGAAGGGAAAAGAGGUCAAGAAGUUAAAGUAUUGCUUCCUGCAAACAUUUGUCGUUUACGAAUUAAGGAAUGUGACGGGUUAGAUGGGUGCAUAUUAGACCAUUUCCAAUCAAUGAGCAAUAAUCUGAGAGAACUACGUGUAUAUAAUUCCUUCGAAGCAGAGUGGAUUUGGGAUAGCGAACAAAUAAUAGAAAAUGCAGCCACCCCAUUUAAGUGUCCUGAGAAGUUGCAUCUCCAAAAGCUGCGCAAAGAUUAGUAAGUUUGUUUAAGGGAGAAGAUGUAAUUAUUCUUCCAGAUUGCACCUUCUCAUCCCUUAAACAUCUGUAUAUAUGGUAUUGUGAUAGUAUGAAGAAGUUGUUGUCACAGGCGUUAUUGCAAAAUCUCCAAAAUCUUGAGAUACUUGAGGCAGUAUGGUGUGAGAACCUAGAAGUGGUAAUAGGAGUUGGGGAUGAAGAAGGCAGCAGUAAUACCCGACCGUCAUCAUCCUCAAAUAUAUCAUGUCUACCCAAGCUUAAACACUUAGGACUAGAGGUGCUGCCAAAAUUGAAAAGCAUAUGCAAUGGUAGAGAAAUGGUUUGCCCUUCCAUUGAAGAAAUAAGCAUUUUCCGUUGUCAAAAUAUUAAGAGGAUGCCUUCAUUUCUUCCUAUUGAUGAAGCUAGUAAACAACCAUACCUUCCUUCAUCCUUUCAAAAGAUCAACUUA